GCCAUGCAUCGUAGGCACACCACACUGCGGGAGAAGGGUCGUCGGCAGGCCAUCCGUGGCCCCGCCUACAUGUUCAGUGAGAGGGGCACUAGCUUGACAGCUGAAGAGGAGCGUUUCCUGGAUGCUGCUGAGUAUGGCAACAUCCCUGUUGUGCGGAAGAUGCUGGAAGAGUCUAAGACACUCAACGUAAAUUGUGUAGACUACAUGGGCCAGAAUGCACUGCAACUUGCAGUUGGCAAUGAGCACCUUGAGGUUAUCGAGCUGCUUUUAAAGAAGGAGGGUCUGGCCCGCGUGGGUGAUGCCCUCCUACUGGCCAUCAGUAAGGGAUACGUGCGCAUCGUGGAGGCCAUUCUGGCUCACCCAGCGUUCGCCGGUGGACUCCGUCUUACCCUCAGCCCUCUGGAGCAGGAGCUGCGCGACGAUGACUUCUACGCAUACGACGAAGAUGGCACGCGGUUCUCGCAGGACGUAACGCCAAUCAUCUUGGCCUCGCACUGCCAGGAGUACGAGGUCGUGCACACGCUUCUGCUGAAGGGCGCACGCAUCGAGAAACCUCACGACUACUUCUGCAAAUGCAGCGAAUGCGCAGAGAAACAGCGACGUGACUCCUUUAGUCACUCCCGUUCACGUAUGAAUGCGUACAAAGGCCUUGCCAGCGCUGCCUACCUUUCCCUCUCUAGCGAGGACCCAGUGCUCACUGCUCUGGAACUCAGCAAUGAGUUGGCCCAACUAGCCAACAUUGAGACAGAGUUCAAGAAUGACUACAGAAAGUUGUCCAUGCAGUGCAAGGACUUUGUUGUCGGUGUAUUGGACCUGUGCAGGGAUACAGAGGAAGUUGAGGCAAUUCUGAACGGGGAUAUCGACCAAAACCCGCCAAGUGAACACUCCAGACCAUGUCUCAGUCGAGUUAAACUGGCCAUUAAAUAUGAAGUCAAAAAGUUUGUGGCCCAUCCUAACUGCCAGCAGCAACUCCUCACAUUGUGGUAUGAGAACCUGUCUGGUCUGAGGCAGCAGUCCAUUGGGGUCAAAUGCUGGACUGUCCUGGGUGUGACAGUGGGCUUACCCUUCCUUGCCAUUGCAUACUGGAUUAUGCCCUGUAGUAAGAUUGGACAGAUUCUCCGGAGCCCAUUCAUGAAGUUUGUGGCUCAUGCUGUUUCGUUUACCAUCUUCCUCGGCCUUUUGGUGCUGAAUGCCUCGGAUCGCUUUGAAGGGAUCAAGAAUCUUCCGAAUGAGACUAUCACAGACCAUCCUCGCCAGGUGUUCCGGGUCAAAACCACCCAGUUCUCCUGGACUGAAAUGCUGAUAAUGAAAUGGGUACUGGGCAUGAUUUGGUCAGAGUGUAAGGAGAUCUGGGAAGAGGGGCCACGGGAGUACAUCAUGCACCUGUGGAAUGUUCUGGAUUUUGGCAUGUUGUCAAUCUUUGUGGCAUCGUUCACUGCGAGGUUCAUGGCCUUUCUCAGAGCUUCUCAAGCGCAGUUGUACGUAGACCUACAUGUGUUCAACACAGAUCUCAGCAACGCCUCCCUUCCAGCAGACGUUGCCUACUUCACAUAUGCUCGGAACAAGUGGCUUCCCUCUGACCCCCAGCUCAUCUCUGAGGGGCUGUAUUCCAUCGCUGUGGUCUUAAGUUUCUCUCGCAUUGCCUACAUCCUCCCAGCCAAUGAGAGCUUCGGCCCACUGCAGAUCUCCCUGGGACGCACGGUCAAGGACAUUUUCAAAUUCAUGAUCAUCUUCAUCAUGGUCUUCUUAGCCUUCAUGAUUGGCAUGUUCAAUUUAUACUCGUACUAUCUGGGUGCCAAAUACAAUCCUGCCUUCACCACGGUAGAGGAGAGCUUCAAGACUUUGUUUUGGUCCAUAUUUGGUUUGUCUGAAGUUAUUUCUGUGGUCUUGAAGUACGACCACAAGUUCAUUGAAAACAUUGGAUAUGUUCUGUAUGGGGUUUAUAAUGUCACCAUGGUGAUUGUGCUUCUCAACAUGCUAAUAGCUAUGAUCAACCAUUCAUAUCAGGAAAUUGAGGAGGAUGCAGAUGUGGAAUGGAAAUUUGCCCGUGCCAAACUAUGGCUCUCUUACUUUGAUGAGGGCCGUACUCUGCCCCCACCCUUUAACUUGGUGCCAAGCCCAAAGUCCUUUUACUACUUGGCCCUAAGAACAAGGGCCUGCUUGGUUAGACUAUGCAAGUUCAAGGCUGGGCGCCAAGAUAGUAGACAGCAGAGGGGUCUGUUCAACUCUCGAUUAAAGUUAAAUCGACACCGUCCACAUUACCAAGUGCAAGAAGAAUUCUCUAUGAGGAACCCAAUAAAACAUCCAACUCGAUAUCAGAAACUCAUGAAACGUCUCAUAAAGCGAUAUGUCCUUAAGGCCCAGAUAGACAGUGAAAAUGACGAGAUUAAUGAAGGCGAGCUGAAGGAAAUUAAACAAGACAUCUCCAGUUUACGCUAUGAGCUGCUUGAGGAAAAGUCACUUGCUACAGAAGAACUAGCCGAUCUUAUCCAGCAGCUCGGCGACAGGCUCAGCAAAUCCACCAUGAAAACACGAGAGAUGAGUGCUGUAGAUGUAGACAUCUAUUAG
Molecule: messenger RNA, 2568 nt
Organism: Chanos chanos (milkfish)
Lineage: Eukaryota; Metazoa; Chordata; Actinopteri; Gonorynchiformes; Chanidae
Product: short transient receptor potential channel 7-like
Exons: 11
Coding region: 4-2568 (854 amino acids)
Biological process (GO): calcium ion transmembrane transport; single fertilization; regulation of cytosolic calcium ion concentration
Cellular component (GO): cation channel complex; plasma membrane
Molecular function (GO): inositol 1,4,5 trisphosphate binding; protein binding; store-operated calcium channel activity
Source: RefSeq, a predicted model, not a curated record